Molecule: messenger RNA, 973 nt
Organism: Armigeres subalbatus
Lineage: Eukaryota; Metazoa; Arthropoda; Insecta; Diptera; Culicidae
Exons: 1
Coding region: 63-896 (277 amino acids)
Source: RefSeq, a predicted model, not a curated record
UCAAAGUAGACCUGCGCUUCUUGUCUAGUGUUUCUGUUGAGUGUGAAACAAACUCACUGAAAAUGACGACAGAACCCUCUUUAGAAUUCAAAUUGGACGAAGAUUUUCUCUUCAUUCUUAAUUUUGCCCGCAGCAGCAUGCAUUUGUUCCAACACAGACCCAUUGAACAAGGGCUGAUAGAGCUGUGGUUCGAGAAGUUGUGUCUUGAAAUCCACCGCGGAAUCGACGCCAAGCGAAUGCGCAACCUCUAUUUAGUCAAGUUGGUAAACUGUGUGCAGUCUGGGAUCUUGGCCGAUCCCUUUUUAACCAAGCCCCCGACAGGAUCACUUGAGCCUUUGCCGCAAACGAUCGCCCCGUCAAAUCUAGAUGAACCACCAUGGAUAAAAGACUUCGAGGCGGAAUCCUCGACCUUGCCGACGGGAAGCGGAACGAAGGAUUUCUGCAGCUAUCUUUGCACAAAACAGUUGGAUGACGGAAAAGGACUCUGUGCGUAUCUGGCUGUAUCCGUGGCAGACGAAGGGGAAAUGCCCCGCUGGUUCGAAAUGGGCUCGGGAAGGCCUGUGCUGUUGUCCGAGAUGGAUGAGGAAAUCGAAGCCGCCUUUCAAGAUUUUAUGGGACACGUAGAAGAGGCAGGGAUAUUGGAAGAGAGUGGCGGCCUCAGCGAAUUCAGCGAGCAACUGCUGGACAACAUUAGACGAGAAUUAGCUGGACAAGCGACAGCCGGAGAAGAUGUGCAUCUGGACAAUUUACUAUUGGAGCUUGAGGCUUACAUGGCUAACAAGUCAUUGGGUCGAGAGUUGGAAACUUACAAUCAUGAGCAGCGGAGGGCGUUUCUGUUGGGCUACUUGGAGAAGAAACUGCAUUUGCAGAUGGAAGAGAGAGGAUAUGUUCACUGAUAUUUGAGGUAAAAAUAGUAAAGGUAGUUUAUUUGCAAUAUUAUAAUAAAAUUCUUGUGACGAAUUUACCAAAACAA